Grus americana (Whooping crane) is the source of this 3456-nucleotide messenger RNA. It is a transcript of the gene MARK1, whose product is annotated as microtubule affinity regulating kinase 1. The record is from RefSeq and is a predicted model, not a curated record. The transcript is spliced from 4 exons. The coding region runs from base 364 to 681 and encodes 105 amino acids. Gene Ontology annotation, molecular function: protein serine/threonine kinase activity; ATP binding; tau-protein kinase activity. Gene Ontology annotation, cellular component: cytoplasm. Lineage: Eukaryota; Metazoa; Chordata; Aves; Gruiformes; Gruidae. Gene Ontology annotation, biological process: microtubule cytoskeleton organization; intracellular signal transduction; protein phosphorylation.
GCGGGGCAGCGGCGGCAGGAGGAGGAGUCGGUGCCGCUGCCGGAUGCUGCGAGGAGGCGUCGCGGCCCCCCUGCGCUGCCGGCCGCUCACCUGAGCGGGCAGGAGGGAGGAGGAGCCGGCAUCCGAGCUGCGCGGAGCCCGGCGGCGGCGAGGCGGGCGGGAGCGCGGCGGACGGAGGGUCGGCCGGGCGGGCGAGGCCAUGGCGCCGGGCGCUUAGCGGGGCCGGCAGCGCGGCAGGAGGCUCGCGUCCCGCCGUGUGCGCCCGGCUGCCGGCGGGGGCAGCCGGCGGCCUCCGCCGCGGCCUAGGAGAGCGGGCGGCCUUCCCCUCAGCGCGCCGGGCGCGGCGCCGCCGCGGCCCACAAGAUGUCCACUCGGACGCCGCUGCCCACCGUCAACGAGCGGGACACGGAGAACCAUACCUCUGUGGAUGGAUACAGUGAACCACACGUCCAGCCUAUCAAGUCAAGUAGCAGACAAAACAUCCCCCGAUGUAGAAACUCCAUUACAUCUACCAAUGAAGAGCAUCCUCACAUUGGAAAUUAUCGCUUACUGAAAACAAUAGGAAAAGGAAAUUUUGCUAAAGUGAAACUGGCAAGGCAUGUGCUUACUGGAAGAGAGGUUGCUGUGAAAAUAAUAGAUAAAACCCAGCUAAAUCCUACUAGUCUGCAAAAGGGAGGCUGACACCAUCCCAUCUGUAAAAUAAAAUAGCUGGUUUCCAUUCAGCUUAUGCUUGACAUGAUUUGUGCAGAUCAGCAUCACCGAAGUUAACUUCAGCUGCCUUGUCCAGUUCUUGCUCUAAGAUGCAAACGCAUUGCAACCUACAUUUAAAACGCCUUUGAGUCAAAAUCUCCAAUCAAACAAGAAGCCCACCUCAGAGCCACUAACCAGCAAGAAAAUACCCAGAUUUACCUUGUGAUUUUGUUGAGUUCAUUUAGAAUUUGCCUUAGAAUAGCUGCUUUCUUUCAAAAGGUUGAGACUAACUGCUUCCUCUUGAUAUAUUCAUGGUGACUACCAGGUCUGUGUACCUGCUUUUGUAUGAGAAUAUAUGCUUCAGGUUUCUGAAAAAUGUCUAUUCCACAGGAUAUAUAGUACAAGAUGUUGUAAAAAAAUGUCUUGAUGUUUUCAUGGAAUAAACCUAAGCCCGUACUUUUGGGUCUUGGUGAUGUCUUCUAUUCAGAACUGGGGCAAUCAAAUGUUUGUUUCAUAUAACAAAGUAUCUGCAUCAGGCUAGAGGUCAGUAAUGUUCUCUCUUUAGGAAAAUAGACUUUUAUGUCCAUUUCCUAAUAGGAUUUUUCCUUUACGGAAGAAAAAACUACAUAUUAUGUGGAACAAAAUUUCAUGUCACUGUGAAAUCAAUUUGAAUCUUAAACCAAUUAGUAAACUUCUAAAUUCUAUGAGAAUAUUGAACAGAAUAAUGCACUCUUCUUUUGCACGUAACAUGCAUCACAUUACAUGUAAAUUUGUGUUCGUUCAUGAUCUUUUUUUCUAGAUUUUAAAUUAUUAUGGUUUAAUAUUUUGAUCCUGCUUAUGAAGACAUGCAUUCAUUGCUGUAACUUUUAUACUAGCAUUAGUACUGUUACGUUAUGAAAUAUCUUUCCAGUCGUUUGGCAGGAAUUGCAGUAUUCCACAUACCUGCUUAGAAGCUCUUCUGAAGCUGCACCAUCUGUUGGCUUAGAUUUGUUAGCUUCUGACUAAUUGAUAGUGAUUUAGCUGAGAAACUUUUUCUUGUGCAACAAAUUUGAAUAAUUAGGGGGAAAAAAGCACAAAGGUGGUAUGAUGUUUUUUGCAUGGGAAUAACUGACUCUGAGGAAGCAAGAAUAUUUGCUGAAGUUAAUUCUAGUGCAUAGUGUUACAUAUCCAUGUGUUACAUUUAGAACACAAGCAAACUGCAUCAUAUAGUUCCUGUUUUCUCAGAGAAAUGCUUUUAUAGUAUUUGCUUCCUUCUGAAUUUUUAAUGGCAAAUUGAUAGUAACUUGCUUGAAAUAGUUAAAUAAUGUAAAUAUAGGACUACAAUAAUAUUACUCGAUCAAAAGCUGAAUUUCAAAAAGAUAUUGCUCUAUAGUCUUAACUUGUAGAAUAAAUGCAGAAUUUUAGAAAUGUUAUGACUAAGCUGCACAAAUGGAGUAAAAAAAAAACAAACCCAUCAGUGUUGUCUAAGCAAAAUAAUUUUAAUUUCUCUUAACUUGUAGCCUUGGCCAUCAUAAAAUAAAAACUAAAGUGCUACUCUUUGAGGUGGUGUUCAGUGUCUGGUUUGUGUCAUUGUACCCUUUUGCAAAGGUAGCAUCUGAACAAAUAGGACUAAUUUUGAAAACAUAGGGAGAGAUGACGUUCCUCAGGGGCUGGUGUUGGGACCGGUGCUGUUUAAUAUCUUUGUCAGUGACGUGGACGGUGGGAUUGAGUGCACCCUCAGCAAGUUUGCCAACAACCGCAGGCUGUGUGGUGUGGUCGACACACUGGACAGGCUUGAGAAGUGGGCCUGUGUGAACUUCAUGAAGUUCAGCAAGGACGAGUGCAAGGUCCUGCACAUAUGUCAGAGCAAUCCCAGGCACAACUACAGGCUGGGCAGACAAUGGACUGAGAGCAGCCCUGAGGAGAAGGAACUUGGGGUGUUGGUGGAGAAGCUCAGCAUGAACCAGCAGUGUGCGCUAGCAGCCCAGAAAGCCAACCAUAUCCUGGGCUGCACCAAAAACAGCGUGGCCAACAGAUUGAGGGAGGGAAUUCUGCCCCUCUACUCUGCUCUGGUGAGACACCCCCCCACCCCCCAGAGUACUGCGUCCAGCUCUGGGGUCCCCAGUACAAGACAGACAUGGAGCUGUUGGAGCAAGUCCAGAGGAGGGCCACGAAGAUGAUCAGAGGGCUGGAGCAUCUCUCCUAUGAGGACAGGCUGAGAGAGUUGGGGUUUUUCAGCCUGGAGAAGAGAAGGCUCCAGGGAAAUCUAAUUGUGGCGUACCAGUUUCUGAAGGGGGCCUACAGGAAAGAUGGAGAGGGACUGUUUACAAUGGCAGGUAGUGACAAGACAAGGGGUAAUGGCUUUAAUCUGCAGGAGGGUCAAUUUAGAUUAGAUAUUAGGAAGAAAUUCUUCACUGUGAGAGUGGUGAGGUACUGGAACAGGUUGCCCAGAGAGGUUGUGGAUGCCCCAUCCCUGGAAGUGUUCAAGGCCAGGUUGGAUGGAGCUUUGGGCAACCUGGUCUAGUGGAGGGUGUCCCUGCCCAUGGCAGGGGGCUUGGAACUAGAUGAUCUUUCAGGUCCUUUCCAACCCAAACCAUUCUAUGAUGUCCUCUGAAACAUCAGACAAGCAAAACAGCAACAACACACUUCUGUGUUGAGCCAAGUUUCUCUAUUGGGAGGACUGUAGUACUAAGAUAUUUCCAAAAUGUCUAAGCAUUAUGCUGAAGCCAGUGAGCUUUUCUCCCUUCAUUUCAGCAUCCUACUUCAGCCCAAUACAGAACUAAAGAG